Molecule: messenger RNA, 1227 nt
Organism: Myzus persicae (green peach aphid)
Lineage: Eukaryota; Metazoa; Arthropoda; Insecta; Hemiptera; Aphididae
Product: esterase FE4-like
Exons: 1
Source: RefSeq, a predicted model, not a curated record
AUCUAGUAAUUAGUACUUAUAUUAUAGCCUAUGGGGAAGGGAGCUUGAGUCCUUCAAAAAUUUAGUCAAUUUGUGCCUAUGCCUUUUACUUUCACGGAAUCCAAACGAAUUUUAAUACAACGAAUAAACUAUAAUUCCAUAUUAUUCAAUAUAAAAAUAAUUAUUCAGCAACCUUUAUAUUCUGGUAACUAGGUACUUAUUAUUUAAUAUUGUCUUCUAGAAUUUAUAUUAAAUCGUACUUUGAUAUGUUUGAAAAUAAUCUAGUAUGAAUUUACUUUAAACAAAACCACGGUUAUAAAACCUGAAAUACGAAAUAUAACCGUAAGUUUGUAACUAUAUGGUACUGUAUGUAAUGGACGGACGGAUGAACUGACACAACCGAUAUGAAGUGCUCUAAACUAAUGUUUAUAAACUUAAACGUCUAUUAAGUUUUUAAAGUCUGUUUAAGUAUGAGUUUAUUUUUUAUUGUGAUGAUUCAAGAAAGGUCAAACAAUAGAAUGAGCUGGUUAUUUUAGUACAACGGCUAUAUAUACUAGAUUCAAUUAAAAAUAGCACAUUAUUCGUUUAUUUUUGAUUGCAAUAAAAUUCUAGACUGAUUUUAACGAAACUGGUUUUGACAAAAUAAUUGAAUCUGUGAUUUCAGAGAUUUCAGCUAUCACAGUAUCACUACAUAUUAUUUACCUUUGAAAUACUUUGAAAAUCGAUACUCAUAAAGUUCAAUUUAUUUUUAAACCUUUCCAAAACUACAUGGACACUAAUAAUCUGAGCUUUGUUCACUGAUUGUAUCACUUACGCGGUGACUAUUAUAGUUGAUCUUAACUGUAUAUCCUAAUAAUAUCAAUAUCCUAGGACCUAGAUCCCACACAUAGCAUUGUGGUAUACAUAAAAAUAUUAUUUCAUUAAUUAAACAGCUUCCACAAGAGAAUACGCCAGGUGAUUUAAUGAACGUAGUAGUGCACAUACAUGGCGGGGCGUUCUUUGGUGGAGAAGGCAUAACCUAUGGUCCUGAAUAUCUUUUGGACAUCAACGAUUUCGUUUACGUAUCCAUAAAUUAUCGUUUGGGAGUAUUAGGAUUUGCUUCCACCGGCGAUAGUGUUUUGCCUGGAAAUAACGGAUUGAAAGACCAAGUAGCAGCAUUGAAAUGGAUACAACAAAACAUCAUUGCGUUUGGUGGUAACCCGAACAACGUCACAAUCGCCGGUAUGUCAGCUGGAGCCAGUUCUGUUC